UCUUGACGCCAUUUUGUGGUCUAUGGUAUUUGUGGAACCAGGAAAGUCAUUGAAACGAACGGGUCUGUAAUGAAACUCAAAUGUCCACGAAUUCCUUGGAUAUAUUAGUGGUGAAAUGAUUAAAAGACAGAGAUUUUCUAUCUGGGAACCGCUCCAAAAGAUAUUGAGUACUUUUUCUCUCAUGGAUAAGCUAGGAUAGAAAUUGUGCUUUAAUUUGGCAAGAAAAAAAUUACAAUAGUAUAUUUGGUAAUAUAUAAAUAAAACUAUAAAAUUGUAAUAUAAACCAAAGCAAUUUUCAUUUUCAUGCUCAUUUUCGAUGGGUGAAAUUCUAUUAUAUACAAAUGUGAGAGGAAAUUCUCAAUAAGUUGUGACGGGCUAUAGGCACAUAUGACACAGGCCUAAAGAUGUCAGCAGAAAAGAGGCUUAGGCGUCUUGAGGAAAUUUAUCUUAAAGGAGUAGCUAAAAGUAAUGGGUUGGCUGUUAGUAUUGAAACCCUUUUGGAUGCACUCUUGGUCCUCUAUGAUGAAUGUAACAGUGCAGCAUUAAGAAGAGAGAAAAAUAUUAGUGAAUUUGUUGAAUUUGCCCGCCCAAUUACAACAUAUAUUCGACAAAACAGACUUUUGCGUGAUGAUUUUGAAACUCUUAAAAUUAUUGGUCGAGGAGCUUUUGGAGAGGUUGCUGUUGUUAAAGAAAAGGCUUCUGAAAAUGUUUAUGCCAUGAAGAUUUUGAACAAAUGGGAGAUGCUGAAAAGAGCAGAGACAGCUUGUUUUAGAGAAGAAAGGGAUGUUUUAGUGUAUGGUGAUAGACGUUGGAUAACAAAUUUACAUUUUGCCUUUCAAGAUGACAAUUAUCUGUAUCUUGUCAUGGAUUACUACUGUGGUGGUGAUUUGCUCACCUUGCUGAGCAAGUUUGAAGAUCGCUUACCAGAGGAUAUGUGUAAAUUCUAUAUUGCUGAGAUGGUGCUGGCCAUCAACUCACUACAUGAACUACAUUAUGUACAUAGAGACAUCAAACCUGAUAAUGUACUCCUUGAUCGCAGUGGUCAUAUAGUCUUAGCAGACUUUGGGUCAUGUCUAAAGCUUAUGGAAGAUGGCACUGUACAAUCUUCGGUGGCAGUUGGGACACCUGAUUACAUUUCUCCUGAAAUUCUUAGAGCAAUGGAAGAUGGCCAUGGGCGCUAUGGUCCAGAGUGUGAUUGGUGGUCACUAGGUGUCUGCAUGUAUGAAAUGUUGUAUGGAGAAACACCUUUCUAUGCUGAGUCCUUGGUAGAAACUUAUGGGAAAAUAAUGAAUCAUCAGUCUCGCUUUGAGUUUCCAACUGAUGUAGAUGAUGUAUCAGGAGAAGCUCAAGAUUUGAUGCGACGGUUAAUUUGUACACCAAAUGAUCGUUUUGGUAAAAAUGGGUUGGAGGAUUUCAAGAAUCAUGUUUGGUUCACAUCUAUAGAUUGGAAUAAUAUUAGAGAUAUGGAUCCUCCUUUCAAACCAGAAGUUACCAGUGCUACAGAUACUUCUAACUUUGAUGUUGAAGAUAUGGAAUUUAAGCAUACGGACACUGUUCCACCUACCUCACAUGCAACAUUUAAAGGCCACCAUUUACCAUUUGUGGGAUUUACCUAUACAAAAGAAUCCAAACUGUCAGAUUUAGGUGUACUGUUGCCCGAUUCUAAAGGAGAGAAAGACAAAAAAGGGGAUGUACAGAUUGAACUCUUUGAAAGAAAAAUUAAAAGUUUAGAAAAGGACAACAAAGAUCUUAAUAAGAGAAUUCAAGAAUUAACUGGAACAAUAACGCAGCUUCAAAGUAUUGAGAACAGUGGCAUUGGUGCUGCAUCUGGUGCUGAUGAAGUGGAGGCACGGCAGUUGAAAGAAGAAGUAGCUGUUUUACAUCGAGUCAUAGCUGAGUCCCAAGGGGAUAUAAGUAAUUUAGAACUGGAGCUGAAACGAUCAAAUGAAAUCACUCUAGAUCAAGAAAGGCGCCUCAAACUAUUAGAAGAUGAAAAAACAUUAUUUGAAAAGGAACUUCAAGACUGGCGUGACAAAUAUAAAUCUCAGGCUAGGGAAUUAAAAGAUGCCCUCAACAAACAGAAAUUGGCUUUAGAACAGUACACAGAGCUAAAUGACCAGUUACUCAAAGCCCAGUCUAAAAGUAAAGAACUUUCAAGAGAAGUGCGAAACAAGGAAGAGGAGAUUGAAGAUCAGAGGCGAUUAGUUGAGACUUUGAAACAAGAGAAAAGGAAGGGUGAAAAAACAAUUAAUGAGCUUCAGAAUCAGUUGGAUGAAUCUAGGUCAGAAGCAAGUAAAGAGAAAAGAAUUAGGGAGCGAGCUGAACAGUAUACAGCAGAUUUAGAAAAUGAAAUGGAAAACAUUAAACGUAAACAAAGGGGUCGGACGGCUGAUGCCAACAUUGUUGAACUAAAUCAAGAAAUCUCUAAAUUAAAAGCAGAGUUGGAAAAGAAAGAAACUGAAAAUGAAGAGUUACUUUCUCGCAUGACAUCAAAACAUGCUUCAGAACUAAAAGAAUUUCAAUAUCAGUUGAUGGAAAAUGAAACCAAACGUUCUGAGCAGGCUUUAGAAAUUCAGAAGUUGCAGGCCAAACUGACAGAGCAGCUCAAUGCUAAAGAAUUACAGGAACAGCUGACACUUGCAAAGGGGCAAAUAGAAAUAGAUGAAAGUAAAAUCAAAAGUUUAAUAGAGGAAAAUGAAAAACUUACAGAAGAGUCUAUAGCACAAAACAAUCGUUAUGAAAGCUUGCUGAAGGACAAAAAUCAGAUGGAAGAAGAAAUCAAAGACAUUUGUGACAAGAAAGAAUCAGUGGCUCAAUGGGAAGCACAGAUCUCAGAAAUCAUAAAAUGGGUGAGUGAUGAAAAAGAUGCAAGGGGAUAUUUGCAGGCACUGGCUACCAAGAUGACAGAGGAACUUGAAAAUCUUAAAGUUAUGGGAGUUGGCGGAGAUGAUUCUACAAGACCAAGAUGGAGAAAUAGGCGCUCUGCCAAACUGGAUAGAAUGGAGUUACUAAAUCUUCAGUCCAAUUUACAGUCUGAACUAACAGCCAAGCAGCAGAUUAGUGAAGAAUUGUCACGAACCAAAGAUGAACUCACAACUGUUGAAAACAAAUAUCUGGAGAUUGCACGGGCCUAUGAUGAGCUUGUCAAGAAAAAUAAACUACUAGAAGAUGAAAUAUAUAACCUGAAAGAAAAAAGGGUUCAUGAAUGGGAUAACAACGAUGACAAUUCUUCAAUAUUCAAAUAUAUGAAUGACAGAUAUGCGCUGACCAAUGACAGUGAGAGAGAUGAAGAUAGUGAAGCAGACAACACAUCUAGGACAGACUCUCGUACAGAUUCACGCUCUGACUUGAGGGGUGGUAGUGAUUUGGAUUCAUCCCUCUCUCAAGGAGGAAUGAUCUACCACCAGCCUUAUGAGCCAAUUUUCUCUGGAAGUGGACCUAAAUCUGGAAGUCCAGAUCUCAAAUCAACAACACCAAGUUCACCUAAGUCUCCUCAUGCCAAAACUCAUAGAUUUAUUGUCAAGUCCUUCCAGUCUCCAUACAAAUGUAAUUGUUGCACCAGUUUACUGGUUGGUCUACAGAGGCAGGGCAUCACAUGUGAAGGCUGUGGUUAUUCCUGCCAUGUUAGUUGUAUGGACAAAUGUCCACAGCAGUGUCCAAUACCACCUGAAAUAGCCAAGCGGCCUUUCCAUGACAGUAAUAAAGGUCAAGGAACUUUAUUGGAAGGAUUUGUCAAAAUUCCCAGGCAAGGUGGGAUUAAAAAAGGCUGGAUGCGGGAAUAUUUGGUAGUCUGUGAUUUUAAAUUAUUUCUGUAUGAGGUUCCUGAGAACAAAACUACUCCCAGUCAUCUACUGCAGCAAGUGAUAGAUAUGAGAGAUGAAGAUUUCUCAGCCUCACCUGUUCUACCUAGUGAUGUUAUCCAUGCUAACAAAAAAGAUAUUCCAUGCAUUUUCAGAGUAACUACAUCAGAAAUGAAUCCUCCUGGUAACCCCUACACAAUUUUUUUAUUAUGUGAAAAUGAGAAAGAAAAGGACAAUUGGCUUGGAAUGCUCAACCAAUUGCAUAAAUUAUUAAGGAACAAACAAUUGGCAUCUAAAAAUGUGUACAGCGCUCAAGAAGUUUGUGAUAAUACUCUUCAAUUGGUCAAAGGGACACAAUGUGCUGCAAUUUUAGACUUUUCAAAAAUAAUUUUGGGUACAGAUGAAGGUCUUUAUGUUGUGGAUUUAUGUAAAGAUUAUGUCAUGAGAGUAGCAAGCAGGACAGAAAAAAAACAGGUUUAUCAGAUAGAGUUGAUUUCAGAACAACAGCUGGGAUUGAUAGCUUAUAUUAGUGGCAAACAGAAACACUUGAAACUCCUACAGCAAUCAGCCUUGGAAGGUCAUGAUAUGGAGCCUUUAAAACUGAAUGAGACUAAAGGCUGUCAUAUAUUUUGUCAUGGAGAAAUAAGGCAGCCUCAGGGAGGGAAUUCUUGCUGUCUUUGUGUUGCAAUCAAACGGACUGUGCAAGUCUAUGAAAUUAAUAAGACAAGGCAAAAGUACCGUAAAAUGAAAGACAUAUCGGUGCCUAGUCAAGUGGAAUGUAUAGAAAUGAUGAGUGAUAGACUGUGUGUUGGUUAUCCAUCAUGUUUUGCCAUCUAUAGUGUUCAAGGUGAUGCUGCUCCAAUGACCCUGGUCAACACAGAAGACAGCAGUUUAAGUUUCCUUGUGCAGAAUCCCAUUAGUGCAAUGUUAGCAGUACAACUGGAUGAGUCUGAAUAUCUGCUGGUUUUCAACAUUUUUGGUAUUUAUGUUGACAACAAAGGUAAUCGCAACAGAAACCAAGAAAUUUUAUGGCCUGCUCAACCAUUGUAUGUCAGUUACUCCAAACCUUAUCUUGCUUGCUUUUCGGAGAAUUCCAUUUUCAUAUUUGAUGUAGUAAGUGGUGAGUGGUUGCAAACCCUGUGCUUAAAAAAGACCAAGCCAUUGAAUAAAGAAGGAUCUCUGUGUAUGUUGAAUGCUGUAGAUUCUCAGCAUAUUGCUUACCUUAAAAAUAUUAAUGCAGAAGAAGACAAGUUGGCAGUGAUGGACAUUUUCAAACAAAAAAGCAGCAGAAAUAAAAGAAGAUUCUCAUUUAAAAAUCUUAAUGAUGAUAGAUCUUCUAAAGGCUCUCUCAUCUUCAACUUGCCUGAUCGACGCAGUCGAGAGAUAUCUGGGCCACUGACCUUCAGCCAUGUGGCUCAUGUUGGGCCUGGGCAGCUUAUGGCCCCAUCUCAGAAUCCCCCUCCACCUCUAAGUGACAGACGGUCACGUGUCAUCUCUUCUCCUUCCAAUUUUAGUCAUGUUGCACACAUGGGUCCAGAUCAAGGCCAUCAAGUAUUGAUAGAUCUACCUAAGACAGGGGGAGCUGCCAGUAGUGAUGAAAUGGCAAGAGUUAAAAGUAUGUUCCAGCCACAGCUGAAGUCUAUACUUGAGAGUAGAUCUCAGAGACCAACAAGUUCACACUUCAAUGGUAAUGUAAGCAGCAGAGGAAGUGAAAGUUCUCGCCCAGGCCGAGGCAGAGAUAAUCGAUCAUUGCCAUUAAACAUCUCUGGCAGGUCCAAUGAUGGGACUCAGUCACUACAACAAGAACCUAGUAGUUUAGAAAGGGAAAUAUCUUCACAGAUUUUUGAAGACAGUGUGGAUACUGGUAGCCACUGGAGACAUUCCUCCUUGUCUAACAGUUUGUCUCCCCCUGGUUCCAACAGACAUAGUCUUGUGUAUGAAGAUCAUAGCUCAGCUGCCAACACUCCAGACACUUCAGACACAUCUGACCACCACAGUCAGUGCUGACCCCCUCGUACGUCUAUACUUGACUCUUGUCAUCUGUUGAAGACAGGCUUGCACUUUAUGGCUGUGUUGUUGUUGUUUCUUCUUGUAUUUGUGCAGGAGUAUUUAUUUCUAAAGGAAAAUAUUUCAAUGAAUGGAAAGAAACCACACCGAUCAUUACAAACAAAAUGAGACUAAGAAUUGGCUUAUACGUGGUCAUCUCCACUGUGAUAGCUGAAACCUUUCAAAGGAGAAUGAACAAAUCAAGACAUGUAUUGGUGUGUUUUUGAUGAAAUGUAAUUUUGGCAUUAAUGUUAACAUUUAUAUGUUAAUUGUGUCUAAUUCAUGAAUAGAUCAUCCUUUACUGUUUCCUAACAAGUCAAUCAGCUUAGAAGGCUUCCAUAGCUUGAACUUGUAUUGGUUAACAAAAAUUAGCUUGAUUACAUUCACAUCAUUGUAACAGCAUUCCUGUAGAUCAGUGUCAACCCUAACUCCUGCGAAGUAACUGAUAUGACCUUUUCAAAAAUACAUUGUGUAAAAUCAAUCCACUGGGAACCACUUUUCUAGUUAAGAGAGGUUAAGCUGUGUUGAAAGUUGUUUGUGCAGGCCAUUCUUGUUCUAUUUGAAUCUUGUAGAUAGUUUUGUGCUUUUCAUUUUGAAGUUCACUUAGUAUUGGGAACUUUGAGCCCAGUUGUACAUGUGUAUUAAAGCUGUGUAUUUAUAGUCUUUUUCUAGAUUCAACCUUUUUUUUUUUAUUUCUCACAAUUUUUUUCUGAAGUCCUCAUUUAGUGUUACAUAGAUGUACAGUGAGUCUGAUCUGCUCAAUAAAUAUCUGGAUUGUGUUCAUAGACAAAAUUUAGUUUAGAGAUGAUUUUGGUUCUUAGGUGUUUCCCAAACAACUUCUCAGUUGAUUGUUCAAGUACUUGGAGUUUGAAUGACUUUGAGUUGCUUGGCUGCUUCUUCCUACACAACCUAAUAAGGUGCAAACAUCUUUGGUUGUUGUCAGUGCCUAGAAAUAAGAUUCCCAUGGCUAGUGAUAUAAAUAUAAAAUUGAAAAUGAAUCUGCACAAAAUUUUUUUUUUCUUAAUGUUACUGUAGCACUGAAUAAAUGGUUCAUACCUAGUAAUUCAAGACAUUUUAAUGGCAGUUUCUCCCUCAUUUUUUUUUAUAGAAUUGGAAUAGAAUAUUGUUAUAGAAAACACAAAAGAUGUUUUUUUUUUUAAUUAAAGGAAGGCCUAUUUAGUGUACAAUAACCAUAUCACAGUUUCAUAUUAGUAAGUUGUUGAAUCUUUGUCAGACGUAGUUGAACAAACAAAAUCAAGCAUAAACAUAGAUUUUGUACUUCACAUGUAUUCAUAGAAUUGUCAUGUAACAUCUUAAUAGAAACAAAUGAAAAGAUUUGGCUGCUUUGUCCAUAUAUUAUGGCCAGUUAAUAUUCUUUUCUUUGGAGUGUCUUGUCUUAACAAUCCUCUUGAGUUUUACUGAAUGAAAUUAGUUUUAUAUUAGGUCUGGCUAGCUGUGUUUGUAAAUCUAUUAAUAGAAAGUGGAAAAUAGUUCUGGCUAGCAGGGUAUGUGAGUGUGGGAAACACCAACAUUGUUAAACUUUGUUUAGUGUUGUAGUCUUGGUCUGUUGAUGUAGUGUUUAUGUAGUGGGCUCAUAGGUCAUGUAGGAAGCUAAAACUGCUGCUGUCUUACUUGAUCUGGUAAGGACAACUUAAUUGAUGUGAUAGUAAUUUGGUUUUUGACCAUUCUGGGCAGUAUUUCUGAAACCAGUGAAUUGUGACUCUGUAUUCUUUUUCUUUCUAUAAACAAUACGCAGUGUUCAUUAUGUUUUUUGAGAAGAGCUUCCUUUAUCUAGGGCUGGAUGGUAAAGUAUGCAGUGAUUCCCUCAUCUAAUCAGCACCCAUUAUUUGUUCUCUUAUUAACAUUUGGGUGAUUGAUGCCAACAUUUUUAUGUUGAAUAAAAAAAAAAAUUGUGCUGGAGGUGGUGUUAUCUUGCCCCAGAUUAUCAUCAGUGCUUUCAACCUGGUUCUGAAUAGGAAUGUUUUUUUUUUCACUAACACAACACAGUGUUUCAAUCAUUCAUGCAUCACAAUGUUUGAUACCUCCAAAGAUUUUGUUUGAUUUCUUUGAGAUAUCAUCCCCCAUGCUGUUCUUCAUGAAUCUGCCUGCCCUAUGCUAAAAGUACAGUACGGUGUACAGUUUAUUCAUACAUUCAACUCUAUAAUGCAACUCUUGAUUAAUUUGAGGCUCUGAAUAAACCACCAGGACUAGCUUGCUCUGUAGUGAGCACAGCAAAUCUAGUUGUCUUGGACACUUGUUCCUCUUGUUGGGGUGAGUUGGCUGACACAUAUCAGUUGUUUCUUAUUACUCAGCUCUUUCACAUGUCCUAGAUGUCAAGCCAUGGACAACAUAGAAACAGUGUGGUAUCUGCUCAGGCCCCCAUCCACAUUCUUUCUAUUGCUACUGCAUGCUGAAUUAACAACAAGUACUCCAAAUAUUAUAUCAUAAUAUAUACAUAUAUAUAUAUAUAAAUACACAUACGUUUGGUUGCAUAUAUUAUAUAGACAGUGCUUCUGCAUUGGUUUAAAAACAUUUUUUUUUAAAUUGAAGGGUAAUAAUGGUUGGUGUGUUGACAUCAUUUUGGUUUUUGUGAAGGGACCAUGUAGAUUUAAAAAAAACACUUGAACAUGUAUUAAAACCCUUAGAUAAGAUUUCUCAGCUCUAUAUCUACACUAAAGUGCACACCUUCAAAUAUUUCUGACCUUCCAUAGCUUGAUUUUAAAAAAUGUUUUUUUUUUUUUUGUUUGAAGGUGUUACAUCCCACUGUUGAGGAUACCCUUCUCAUUAAAUGAUACAUAUUCUCUAUCCCUUGACUAGUGCUCCCAUUUCCCAUGUCAUUGCUUUUCCCUUCUCUUGGCAUUGAUGUGCCCUUCCAUCUUUAGUGUGAACAUGUCUAGCUAAGAACUUCUGUACUAAAAGUCACAUUCGACAUUGUUAAACACACUAUGGUCGCAUGUUUAACACAUUUGGCUCUCCUGUUAGGUCUCCUCUGGUUGUCUUAAGUAUUGGAGUAAGUUAUGAUCACACAAGACCAUCACUACUAAAUAUGUGCAUUUACUGUCUAGUGUAGGGUACCCAGCUUAUCAGUUAAGGCUUAACCAAUGCUAUCCUGUUCACUUCUUCAUGAGUCAGUUGAUAAACCUGAUAUGAAAUAGAAGUUGAUAAGAAGAGCCUAUGAACUUGUAUAUUGUAGGAUGUGUAGCCCCUAUAACCAAACAACCUAUAUAAAUAUUAUAUAUAAUAUACAUAGGACAGUUUUACUAUCUCUUCAUAUUUGCUAUUGGCUGUGCAUUUUUAAACCUCUGUUUUACUUGUGUAUAUAAAAUGUAAUUGGUUUGUUAAUGGAUGUAGAACCUGAGGAGAGUUAGUGGCUUUGAAUGUGGUGAUGGGUGAAUGAAAUAGUUUUUUUGUUCUCUUGGUUGCUAUCAACAUCUCAGAAUGAGUGUAGCACAAACUGAAUGUAUUUGCCAUAGUGUUAUAGGGAUUUGUAUAUUGCACCCCAGCAAUAUAUCUAGGUCCUGUCCUCUAGCAUUGAACAAAUAGAUGUUGUAGUUUUCUAAAUCGAUUGAUGUAUUUUUUUUUUUUUAGUAAGUACUUCUGAAUGUGUUGACUUGAAGACUAAUGGCUAACAUUUUUUUUUUGGCUGUUAUAUUGUGUUACAUUUGAUUGAAAACAAAACAUCAACCAAAAGAACUGAACCAAAUACAAAACCCAUUGUGGAAUAGUGCUGUAUGCAUGUGUCCUAGCCCUCUCCUGAACAUACUUCUCUCUCUCUCUCCUUCUGUCAGGCCUGACUGUGUGGGGGUGUCUGACCAAUGUGUACAUAACUUGUGUCAAGUCUUCUAUUCUAAUACAAUCUUGGCUUCACUUUUUAGUUUUGUGUUUGUUAGCCAGCACUCAUUGGUUAGUCCAUGUAAUACAUGUACACCAGUGGACCACUCUUGAACAAACUCAGCGCUGGACUCAUAUUAAAAAUGUUUGAUCUAAAGGAAA
Molecule: messenger RNA, 9839 nt
Organism: Biomphalaria glabrata
Lineage: Eukaryota; Metazoa; Mollusca; Gastropoda; Planorbidae
Product: serine/threonine-protein kinase MRCK alpha-like
Exons: 44
Coding region: 405-5807 (1800 amino acids)
Biological process (GO): peptidyl-threonine phosphorylation; actomyosin structure organization
Cellular component (GO): cytoskeleton; cytoplasm
Molecular function (GO): protein serine/threonine kinase activity; ATP binding
Source: RefSeq, a predicted model, not a curated record